AUGACGUGUGGAGGAGAUGGUGUGAGUGUAAAGUGUGGAGGUGGUGUGAGUGUAACGGAUGGAGGAGAUGGUGGAAGUCUAACGUGUGGAGCAGAUGACAUGAGUAUGGCGGAUGGAGGGGGUGGUAUGAGUAUGACGGAUGGAAGAGAUGGUAUGCGUGAGACGGAGGGAGGAGAUGUUGUGAGCGUGGUGGGUGAAGGAGAUAGUAUGAGUAUAACGUGUGGAGGAGGUGGCAUGAGUGUGGUAGGUGGAGGAGGUGGUGUGAGUGUGACGUGUGGAGGAGAUGGUGUGAGUGUGACGUGUAGAGGAGGUGGAGGAGGCGGUGUGAGUGUGACGGAUGGAGGAGACGGUAUGAGUGUGACAGAUGGAGGAGUUCGUAUGAGUGUGACGAAUGAAGAAGAUGGUAUGAGUGUGACGAAUGGAGGAGAUGGUAUAAGUGUGACGGUUACAGGUGUUGGUAUAAGUGUGACGGAUUUAGGAGAUGGUGGAAGUCUGACGGGUGGAGGAGAUGACUUGAGUGUGACGGAUGGAGGGGAUGGUAUGUGUGUAACGGUUGGUGGAGACGGUGUGAGUGUGACGGAUGAUGGAGUGGUAUGA
Messenger RNA from Haliotis rufescens (red abalone), 597 nucleotides. RefSeq lists its product as uncharacterized. Lineage: Eukaryota; Metazoa; Mollusca; Gastropoda; Lepetellida; Haliotidae. The transcript is spliced from 2 exons. Bases 1 to 597 code for a protein of 198 amino acids. The record is from RefSeq and is a predicted model, not a curated record.